AUGCUCUUCUCUACCACUACUCUCGUUGCUAUUGCCAGCAUCUUGAAUGUUGCAUCGGCUCUUCCAACAAAAAGACAGGCAGCUCCAACCGAUGCAGAUAUUCUUCAAUACGCCUUGACUCUCGAACAUCUUGAGGAUGCUUUCUACAAAAAGGCUCUCUCCGAAAUGCCAGAACAGAUGUGGCUUGACGCAAAUUUCUCGUCCGACUUCUAUAAUCAAUUGAAAUUUAUCGCGCAUGAUGAAGAGGCCCAUGUUGUUUACCUUGAAAGUGGUCUCACCGCUGCAGGUGCAGUCCCGGUCGAGGCUUGUGAAUAUAAGUUCCCAUUCACCGAUCCAAAGUCAUUCGUCGCUCUCGCUUCCGUCAUCGAAGGUGUGGGUGUUUCCGCAUACCUCGGAGCAGCAGCCGAUAUAACAACAAAGGCCUAUCUCACCGCCGCCGCUUCUAUCCUUGUCACCGAAGCUAUUCAUCAAUCCGCCGAGCGUAACGCGAAUGGUGAGAUUCCAAUGGCUAAUCCUUAUGGAACACCUCUUGGACUCAAUGCCGUCUACUCUAUCGCAUCUUCCUUCAUCGUCUCGUGCCCAUCCACCAACGCGGCCUUACCGGUAACCGCUUACCCAUCUCUUGCUCUCAAAUCCGGACUACCUACUGCACCAGGUGCCAAUGUCGCCCUUGUACCAGAGACUACUCCUUCCGGAACCUUCUUCACUACCUUUGUCAGCGGACUUGAUGCCAUUGCUGUUGAGAGUCAAGUCGGUAGUGAUGGUUUGAUCAUGACUGCAGUCCCAAUGGGCAUUUCAGGGCAAAGCUAUGCCUUCUUGACCAAGGACAAUUCAGGUGAAUUGUCUGAUUCCAACAUCAUUGCUGGUCCGGCCAUUAUUGAAGUUACACCUGAUUCCCCAACUUUCAACUUGUCAAUUAUUUAA
This is a messenger RNA of Sclerotinia borealis F-4128, 924 nucleotides long. The record is from the annotation of a GenBank genome assembly. NCBI's taxonomy places the organism in Eukaryota, Fungi, Ascomycota, Leotiomycetes, Helotiales, Sclerotiniaceae.